AUGCUAGUGGGACCGGGUGAGUUCGACUCAUUACCAUACGAGCUAUCCGCAAACUGCGGAUUCGACUCUUCGCAUUGGCAAAUGCUCGGAAACGGCGAUAUAUGCUCCUUACCCAUUGAGCUAUUACAAACCCCCCGCCAGAACGGACUACAUCCAGACCCCGGGAUGUCUCCAACCGGGCUAGAUGUAUAUGGCUCACCGAUGUCGUUCUCACGGUCAUGUAAAUGCGACGAAGAAGUCUCCGCUCUAGUCCGGAACCUGAGUCGAGCAAACAUGUCUCACGAGGUCAUCCCGAUGCUUCGCAGGGGAGUAUCUCUCACAGAGAGACUACUUAUAUGUCCGAUCUGCUACGACGUGUCAAAACCGCCUCGAGUAACCGUGCAAAAUGUGCUUCUCAUCGGCCAGCUCAUGUUUGAAGUCACAUCCUGCUACCAGAAGUACCUUCGCUGGUUGGACAAACACUGUACGGAGGUUGAUGCGAGGAAUGAGAGUAAUACGGUCUAUCUUGACUCCGGGCUGGGGGUCAAUUUGCAGAUCAGCGGCAAGAAGUUACGGGAACUUGUCACGCAUGGCCUUCAAGCAGAUGCAGAACGGCUCCUGGGGCUAGGGAAACAAUUUGCACAACGGCAGCGUGAUCGUCAUAUGGUUGGUCAUGAGUCUUGUCCAGAUCCAGAGGGGCGUUGUCGGAAGAAGGAAGAUGGUGUUGAUCAUGAUCCACUGGACUUGUGUCCGCAGAACCCUGUGGCGCGGAAAUUGGUGCCUUGUUUUCGGAUUGUUGAUGAGGUUCGCGGGAUGAUUGAGCAAGUUGCAAAUGCUGUUGUGUGA
This is a messenger RNA of Penicillium bovifimosum, 825 nucleotides long. RefSeq lists its product as uncharacterized. Lineage: Eukaryota; Fungi; Ascomycota; Eurotiomycetes; Eurotiales; Aspergillaceae. The transcript has a single exon. The record is from RefSeq and is a predicted model, not a curated record. Bases 1 to 825 code for a protein of 274 amino acids.